Colius striatus (speckled mousebird) is the source of this 1650-nucleotide messenger RNA. It is a transcript of the gene SLC22A3, whose product is annotated as solute carrier family 22 member 3. Bases 1 to 1650 code for a protein of 549 amino acids. Gene Ontology annotation, cellular component: membrane. The record is from RefSeq and is a predicted model, not a curated record. Gene Ontology annotation, biological process: transmembrane transport. Lineage: Eukaryota; Metazoa; Chordata; Aves; Coliiformes; Coliidae. Gene Ontology annotation, molecular function: transmembrane transporter activity. The transcript is spliced from 11 exons.
AUGCCAUCUUUUGAUGAGGUUUUGAAGGAAGCUGGGGAGUUUGGAAGAUUUCAAAAGAGGGUCUUUUUCCUCCUUUGCCAGACUGGCGUAACUUUUUCUUUCUUGUUUACCAGUGUGGUUUUUCUUGGGCAGGCACCAGGCAACUACUGGUGCAGGAUCCCUGGGGCAGCUGAAUUAAGUGAACGAUGUGGCUGGACUCUGGAAGAGGAACGAAACUUCACAGUACUGCCCCUACGCCUGGGCAACAGGUCGUCCAGUGGGGAGUGUGAGAGGCUGGAUGUUGUGUGGGAUGCCUCUGUCAGCUGCACUAACCCCCUCACCCAUUAUGGCAAUCAUAGUGAGGACAACCUGUCACUAGCUGCAUGCCACGAUCACUGGGUGUAUAAACAGCCCCACUCAUCCAUCGUCAGUGAGUAUGACCUUGUGUGUAGCAAUGCCUGGAUGCUGGAUCUCUCACAGGCUAUCCUCAAUCUGGGGUUCCUGUUUGGUGCCUUCACCCUGGGCUAUGCCGCAGACAGAUAUGGCAGAAUCCUCAUCUACCUGCUCUCCUGUCUUGGGGUGGGGAUAUGUGGUGUCAUAGUGGCAUUUGCGCCAAAUUUUACUGUAUUUAUGAUCUUCCGUUUCCUCCAAGGCGUGUUUGGCAAGGGAACCUGGAUGACAUGCUACGUGAUUGUGACGGAGAUCGUUGGUUCUGACCAGAGAUUUGUUGGGAUUGUGAUUCAGAUAUUCUUCACCUUGGGAAUUAUGAUUCUCCCUGGAAUUGCGUACGUGGUUCCCACCUGGCAAGGGAUCCAGCUGGCCAUUUCACUGCCCAACUUCCUCUUCCUGCUCUACUACUGGGUGGUUCCUGAAUCUCCACGUUGGCUUCUGACACGCAAAAAGGGAGAGAAGGCAUUAAAAAUCAUGCACAGCAUUGCAAAACACAAUGGGAAAUAUCUCUCACCACAUUAUUCAGAGAUCACUAUUAACAAUGAGGAGGUCAGCAACCCCUCCUUUCUUGAUCUGGUGAGGACCCCCCAGAUGAGGAAGAAUACACUCAUCCUAAUGUAUGGCUGGUUUGCAAGUGCCCUGAUCUACCAAGGGCUUGUCAUGCGCCUAGGAAUUGUUGGAGGGAACCUCUACCUAGACUUCUUCAUUUCGGGAGCUGUGGAGCUGCCUGCUGCUCUCCUAAUUUUAGUGACAAUUGAUCGCAUUGGCCGGCGCCUUCCCUUUGCAAUAAGCAACAUCGUUGCAGGAGUUGCGUGCCUCGUUACUGCCUUCUUGCCAGAAGAUAUCCCAUGGUUCAAAAUGACCAUCGCCACUCUGGGAAGACUGGCCAUCACGAUGGCUUUUGAAAUUGUCUAUCUUGUGAACACUGAAUUGUACCCUACGACACUGAGAAACUUUGGUGUUUCCCUGUGCUCGAGUUUGUGUGACCUAGGUGGAAUCAUAGCCCCAUUCCUGCUUUUCCGAUUAGCAGCUAUCUGGUUGGAGCUACCUCUGAUUAUUUUUAGUAUUCUUGCGGUUGCCUGUGGGCUCCUAGUAUUGCUUUUACCAGAGACAAAAGGAAUCUCCUUACCAGAGACAGUGGAGGAUGUGGAACACCUCUCAAGUCAUUUUGGUAAAUGUGGCAAGAAACAGAGACACCGGGCCAGCAACUCUUAUAUUUGA